UUUCACGAAGCUGUCUUAGGACUAAGACAUGUCUUAGGAUGGUCUUACGACAUAUCUUAGUCCUAAGUGGGUUUCACGAAGUGGUCAUAACUUAGGACAUCUCUUAAAGUUGGUCAUAAAGUUAGGACUACACGAGAGGUGUCUUAUGAUGGUCUUAGGAUAGUCCUAAGUUAAGACAUCGUUACGAUGUCCUAACAUGAGUUGCAAACAAAUAUGGCGGCUCUAGUUUUCAUGCACCUAAGACGACAACAUCAAAACAUUCGCAGAAAUAGAAUUUUCCGAGACCCUGACAACCCUUUGGAUUACCUAGAUGACACAGAAAUAGUAAGAAAAUACAGACUAUCACGUCCUAUGAUAAUAGAUAUUUGCAGAAUGUUUGAAUUUGAUCUUCAAAGACCAACGAGGAGAUCUCGCGCUUUUCCUGUCUCUUUACAAGUCAUGGUUGCUUUGAGAUUUUUUGCAACUGGGAGUUUUCAGCUCGUCAAUGCCGACGUACACAAUAUUUCAAUCUCGAGUGUUUCAAGAAUUACCCGUGAUGUGACAAUGUGUUUGAAAAGAGUAUGCAACCAAUAUAUUAAGAUGCCAACUGAUCGAGCACAGCUGCAUAACAUGAUGGAAGGCUUUUACAGCAUUGAUGACUUCCCAAAUAUCGUCGGAGCAAUAGACGGGACGCACAUUAGAAUAAAAUCUCCAUUAGAAGAUGAACAUUUAUAUGUGAACAGAAAAAACUACCACUCUAUUAAUGUUCAAGGAGUUUGUGACUCUAACAUGAAAUUUCUAAACAUUGUAGCUAAAUGGCCAGGUGCAACUCACGACGCCUUUAUUUGGGCUAAUUCUAGCUUGAGUGAAAUGUUUGAGGACGGAACAAUUGAUCAUGGAUGGCUGAUAGGAGAUAGUGGGUAUCCACUUCGACCAUGGCUUCUCACUCCUGUGCUUAACCCAACAACGAGAAAUCAACAAAGAUACAAUGCUUCCCAUAUGAAGACGAGGAGCGUUGUCGAAAGGAGUUUUGGAGUCUUAAAAUCACGUUUCCGUUGCAUAGAUGCAAGUGCUGGCACAUUGCUUUACAGACCAUUAAAAUGCUGUGACAUUUUUAUUGCUGUUGCUGUUUUACAUAAUAUGUGUAUAGCAAAUAGAAUCCCAUUGCCGGCAGACAUUGACCGAAAUCGCCCAGACCAAGGACACAUAGACAGACAACAGUAUGUCGGCCAUUUGAAUGAUGGUGCAAAUGUUAGAAACAGGCUGAUAAAUGGAAGAUUUGGACAUUGAAUAAAUUGUAUCAUCCAAUUACUUUUUAAUAUUGUAUUUUUUAUCAUUACAACUACCAGAUAUUUAUUAAAUCCUCUACUCUUUG
Mytilus californianus (California mussel) is the source of this 1354-nucleotide messenger RNA. RefSeq names its product putative nuclease HARBI1. The record is from RefSeq and is a predicted model, not a curated record. The transcript has a single exon. Bases 214 to 1269 code for a protein of 351 amino acids. Lineage: Eukaryota; Metazoa; Mollusca; Bivalvia; Mytilida; Mytilidae.